AUGAAGAUGCUCAUUCCCGUGGCCCUUUGGUGCCUGUUGCUGGCAAGGCCGGGCACCGGUGCGCCCUUCACCCUGCUCGAUGAGUCCAUACCCGUGCCGGAGUCAAAGAUGAUCGAUUUUGAAAAUCUGACCGAAAGCGAACGCGAGCAGUUCAUGCGGGAGAACGUCAACAUUACGGCGCUCAAGAUCCAACAGCGGGUGCUACGGGAGCAGCAGAACAAGAACCGCACCAGCGGCCAGCCCCCCAUCACCCAGAGCACCCACGAGCAGAACAUUUCGGAUCCCGUGAAAAAGCGGAAAAUAUUCGCCGAGCACAUUACUGGUAACAUUAAGCACAUCAUCGAGAGCAACCUCAUGCGCAAUGAUACCGUUGGACAAUUGGCGACAACGCACGAGAUGGCCUUUUCCGCCGUCUGCGAGAUUCCCAAAAACACCAACUUCAGCCAGUGGAAUGAGGACAACACCUGGAAUCUGUACUUCCGUCUGCCUUACAAUAAGCAGUAUAAUUCUGUCUACUCGGCUGUACUAAGACUCUAUGUGAACGGCAUCAACUCGACUGGUACGCGUAACCUGCAGGAGUCCGAUAACUGCAAGAACCCGGCGGAUCAAAUGAUUCGCAUCACGACGUCGGUUUACUACCGUAAAAAUCGUAAAGAUAACACCUCGAUCGAACGCAAGAAGCGCGUCUGCAGCUGCCUCACGAUCCCGGUGUCCUACCGUGGCUGGAUCUCGAUGGACACCCUGCUGGCGGUGAAAAUGUGGGACAAGCCGAAAAGCAACUUUGGCAUCGCGAUCGACGUCGAAGACAUGGACGAUCGUCCGCUCCGGGCGGCCGACUUUUUCCAGCCGACCGACUGCUCGGAGGCAAGUAGAGGCAAUGUUACAACCUUACUUCCAUGGAGCUUUUUCCGAAACUCACUCUCAUGGACCCCUAAUGAAAUGGACAAUGUGCCACACGUCCCGCGAAUAGAUAUCGGCAUCUAUAAGACUAUGCAUCACAAUCAUCGCCCGUUCCUUUCCAAGAGCCAAUAUGGAUACAACGUGCGCCACCAUGUGCCCAACGGUGCCACUGCCGGCAGUUACUCGGGCAACUCGUACGAACACGACGUCAUUGACGGCAUGGUACACGUCUCUGGCAGCACCAGCAGCAGCAGCAGCAGCAGCGAUAUUUCUGCAAUCAACCACCACCACCAUCAGCAUCAUCAUCAGCACCACAAGGUGCAACGCCAUAACCAACAGCAAUACCAGCAGCACCCUGUAGCCAUGAGCAAAACGCAUAAGAAGCGACGCCAUCUGAACUAUCGCGUGGGCGAGAGCGAGGAAAACCAGUCAGCGUCAGCGUCGUCAUCGUCAUCGGCCGGGUACGAUUCGUCGGCAGCCACAUCCGGGGAGGACCGAAAACUAUGAUUCAACUAUUGCAGGGAGAUCCCGACAAUGAUCACUCGGUUCUAGAGGAUGCCAAGCAGCAGAACCCGCUUUGGCAUAAACGGUAGCGAAAGCGUUGGUAAUUUUGUAGGUGGUAGUAGGCGUAUAAGCACUAAUAGUAGUACCUAUAGACGUAAGUAAUCGGGCUCGCUCACGAAUGCCCGUGGAAUA
This is a messenger RNA of Anopheles coustani, 1596 nucleotides long. Its product is annotated as protein anachronism. The transcript has 6 exons. The coding region runs from base 1 to 1407 and encodes 468 amino acids. Lineage: Eukaryota; Metazoa; Arthropoda; Insecta; Diptera; Culicidae. The record is from RefSeq and is a predicted model, not a curated record.